This is a messenger RNA of Episyrphus balteatus (marmalade hoverfly), 1503 nucleotides long. RefSeq lists its product as uncharacterized. The record is from RefSeq and is a predicted model, not a curated record. The transcript has a single exon. NCBI's taxonomy places the organism in Eukaryota, Metazoa, Arthropoda, Insecta, Diptera, Syrphidae. Bases 684 to 1373 code for a protein of 229 amino acids.
ACUCUUGGAUCGAAAGCAGACAACAUAAUAAAAGGUAUAAAAAGUGCAGUGCGAUUUAGAAAAAAUAGUGAAAUUUCGUUUGAAGAAAAAGUGAAAGAAUUGCAAAAAGAUCUUGAAAACGUACCUUACCAUGUUUUCGGGAAACAUACAAAUUGCGCAAGCUACUUUUGCAGCGGAAAGGAUGCAGUUGGCACAGAUUUUACUGAACUCUUACAAAAACAUGGCAUCUUAGAGUGUGUCCAAUUAUUUAUACAAAGAAUGGUUCGAAACGCCAAUAGUUUAAUGCACGGGUAUGAUUCAAAUGUUUGUGAACAGUUUAAUAGCGUUGUAUGUCAAUAUGUCGGAGGCAAAAGAAUAAACUUUUCUCUUGGGCAGUCAUACACUAAUAGAUGUGCUGCGGCAGUGGUUCAAUUUAACUCUAAGAGGCCAUUCACAGAGUUUACCAAGACACAAAAUGAAAGCACCAAUACUCCUAGAAGCAAGUUUUUAGUCAAAUCCGAAGCUAGAAAUAAAACCUUGCUCCGAAAAAGAAAUUUAGCUUCUAACAUCAACAAAACUAAGAACAUUGCAAGAAAAAGAAAAAGAAGUGGCGCCGACUCGUAUUAUGGAAACGUUGAAAUGACAUCCGAGAUCCCAGAUAAAACAAGUGAAGAAUUGCUCUUAGAAAAGCAAAAAAACUUCAAAUGAUUGAGAGCAAUUAUUUAAGAAAAAGAGAAAUUGAAGUUGAAACGCGUAAUCAAUCCCUUGAUGAGAAGUGGUUUGAUGUUAGACAUCAGAUGGUUACUGCUUCCAAUUUCGGCAAAAUAUGCAAAGUAAAAAGUUUAGCCAGCUACCACAAUAUUAUUUUGCAUAUUUUGUACACUCGCGUAUCAAAUUGCAACAUGUUAUGGGGCCUUCAAAACGAGAAAAAAGCAAUCCAAAAACUAGAAGAAGCGAUAAAAAUCAAAGUACAAAAAUGCGGAUUUUUUAUUGAUGAUGAGUUUCACUACCUUGGAGCAACACCUGACGGCUUAGUAGGCGAAGAUGGCAUCUGUGAAGUCAAAUGCCCAUCAUCAAUAAAAAACUUGACUAUAAGCGAUGCAGUUGAAAAGAAAAAACUAAAAUAUCUUCAGAAAAGCGGAGAUACUUUUGUACUAAAAAAAAACGACGAUUAUUUUUAUCAAGUGCAAGGACAACUGCACAUUACAAAACGAUCCCAUUGUUUUUUUGGUGUAUGGACAUCAUGCGAUUUUGUUUGUAUUAAAAUACAAAAAGACGACUCAUUUUGGGAAGACAAAAUAAAAAACAAACUACUAAAUUUUUAUAAUAAUCAUUUUUUAUUGGAAUUAUGUGAUCCACGGAUUCCAAGAAAAAUGAGGGUAUGGAAUACGUAAUAUAACAGCAAACGAUCCACUUUCUAUUAGAAUAUUAUUACUUUUCAAAACUAUGCGUAUUUUUCUAAAUCUUUAAAACUAUUUUUUUUUUUCGUUCCAUACCUUCAAAUUAAUUUUCAAUAUUCAGUAA